AUGACACGAGAGCAGUAUAUAUUAGCAACACAGCAGAACAGCCUCCAAAGGACUGAAAAUCCUCAGUUUUAUCCAGUAGGGAUUUAUGGAUGGCGAAAGAGGUGCUUAUACUUCUUUGUCCUUCUGCUAUUGGUUACCAUGAUUGUUAACUUAGCAAUGACAAUAUGGAUUUUGAAGGUUAUGAAUUUCACAGUGGAUGGAAUGGGAAAUUUGAGAGUCACUAAAAAAGGAAUACGACUUGAAGGAAUAUCUGAAUUUCUACUCCCACUAUAUGUGAAAGAAAUCCAUUCUAGAAAGGAUAGCCCACUGGUCUUACAGUCUGACAGAAAUGUAACAGUGAAUGCAAGAAAUCACAUGGGGCAGUUAACUGGACAACUAACAGUAGGAGCUGAUGCUGUGGAGGCCCAGUGUAAGAGAUUUGAAGUGAGAGCAAGUGAAGGUGGAAAAGUACUGUUUUCUGCAGAUGAAGAUGAGAUUGUCAUUGGAGCUGACAGACUCAAAGUAACAGGCACAGAAGGGGCAGUGUUUGGGCACUCUGUGGAGACACCCCAUAUCAGAGCAGAACCUUCCCAAGACCUCAAACUUGAAUCUCCUACUAGAUCUUUGGUGAUGGAAGCACCCAGGGGAGUGCAAGUCAAUGCAGCUGCAGGAGACUUAAAGGCUACCUGUAGGAAAGAACUGCACUUACAAUCCACAGAAGGGGAGAUAUUUUUAAACGCAGAUACAAUCCGCCUGGGAAAUCUACCGACGGGUUCCUUUUCGUCCUCUCCACCUAGCUCUUCUGCUCCUCGCCAGACUAUCUAUGAGCUCUGCGUCUGUCCUAAUGGUAAACUUUACCUGUCUCCAGCAGGAGCAGGCUCCACAUGUCAAUCCAGUAGCAACAUCUGCUUGUGGAGCUAA
Molecule: messenger RNA, 900 nt
Organism: Rhea pennata
Lineage: Eukaryota; Metazoa; Chordata; Aves; Rheiformes; Rheidae
Gene: SGCZ
Product: sarcoglycan zeta
Exons: 7
Coding region: 1-900 (299 amino acids)
Biological process (GO): heart contraction; cardiac muscle tissue development
Cellular component (GO): sarcolemma; sarcoglycan complex
Source: RefSeq, a predicted model, not a curated record